Molecule: messenger RNA, 993 nt
Organism: Colletotrichum aenigma
Lineage: Eukaryota; Fungi; Ascomycota; Sordariomycetes; Glomerellales; Glomerellaceae
Gene: COP6-2
Product: Alpha-cuprenene synthase COP6
Exons: 3
Coding region: 1-993 (330 amino acids)
Molecular function (GO): carbon-oxygen lyase activity, acting on phosphates
Source: RefSeq, a predicted model, not a curated record
AUGGGUCAAUACAUCUCUACUUUUAAGAUCCAUAUCCGAGCUUCGGGCAGGCGAACUCGGGAUCUAAAGGCUCUUGAGCACAAGCCCAAUAGCCUUGCAGAUUCUCCGGGGUCCGAUAGUGAUAGUGGCAGGCCCGAACAAGAUCUAGCAGCCAUCCUACGACCGAUCAUCACUUCAUUCGUCUCCGACAUCGGCUGCAUUGACCCUGCGCCAGAACCAAGUGAGGCUCUAUGGGUUGCCAUGCGAGCCUACGCCGAUCAGCUGGGGGCCUGCUUCCCAAAGCACUCACUAGAGGUCCAAGUCUACAUCGGCACGUAUACCUGGCUUGGAAUACUCAUCGACGACGAAACCUCAAAAUCACCAGAGGAUUGCUCAAAAUCCAUUGAACGUUUCGCGGCAGGAGAGAAGCAGCCGACACCCCUCCUCGAGGGAUGGGCAGAACUCAUGCGUCUGUCAUACAAGUACUGGGACCCGGUUGUGGCCAACUUCAUCGUCACAGCCUCACUUAACUUUGUCAAUGCAAACGUCCUCGAGAACCGGCAGGAGUUCAAGAAACUCAAGCCAACCAAGGGCGGCAAGAAGUGGCCCUGGUUUUUGCGUGACAAGGACGGCGUUUCAGACGCGUAUGCCCUUUUCACGUUCCCCAAGGAUCAGUACCAAGACAUGUCGAACUACCUAGAAAUGAUUCCUGGUAUAUCUUCUUACCUUGCUUUGACCAAUGACAUUCUGUCCUUCUACAAAGAGGAAAGAAACGGCGAAGUGGACAAUUAUAUACACGGUCGUGCCUGGUAUGAGAACAAGGAAGCUACCCAGGUGCUUGAAGACGUCGUUAGUGAAGUGAAGGAGGGCGUUCGUCGCAUACGUGUUGUUCUCGAUGGAAGAAAGCCAUACCUGCAGGCUAUCAACGACUAUAUACUGGGUUAUGUCGCUUUUCACAAGUUUGUCAGGCGAUACAGACUAUGGGAGGUCGGCUUGGGCGAGCAUCAGGCGUAG